AAUGAAUUUCAUCAACCUCUUUCCGAACAAGCCUCAUGUUUCCACUCUAUAUAAGUAUCCUCUCAUCCAUCCCAUACAACCCAACCAGGGUAACUAUCUCUAGGCUAUCAUCAUGUCAUUCCUUCGUUCGCAGUCUCCUCCUCCCCCAAUGCCUUCCCCUGAGCUAGUCCCAACACCUCUACCAUCCCCACCGCCCUUUCAUCGCAAUUCUCGUCUGACCGUCCCAAAUAACUCACCUCCCAUUCCACCUCGCCUCAUUGGCUCACCACUUCUUGAGAAGACUCUCAACUCUUCCAGAUCACAUGAUCGCCUGGACAGAAAGGCAAAGGAAGGUCUCUUCGGAGAAGACGAUGAAUUCGGCGCACGUAAACGUGCUUUGGGCAGGAGAAGUAACUCUUCAAUCCGCUCUACCAGGCGUAGCCUCGCUCAAUCCUCAUCCCGUUAUCGUUCCCCACCACCUAGCCCUUCAAUCACCUCUCCACCACCACCCGUUCCUCCCAUCCCAGCAUUCAUGCUCACUCCAACUGAUAAGAAGUCCGUCGUCCGCUCACUACCUAAACGAGCUACUGCUCCCGCCCACCACGCUAUUUUCGACCUCUACACCCGUGACAGUGCACCUUCCCUCUCAAGGUCACGUUGUGAAUCAUCAUCUCAGGCUCCCGGCGUAGUGACCUGCAUGCAGUUUUUUACCAUGCACAAUACUCCUCGCAGGGAUUGUCGAGUCUGAGAGAGGCACCACCAUUCCGCUCGCCUCGUCGAGCUUACAUCUUGACCAACCUUGCGGACUCUGCUGUACCUCAUCCACAGUGCACCUGGUCUUGUGCCAUCAUUGUACACAACUUAUCACCAUUGGGACGACAUCACCUGCCAACGACCUUCCUUGCACAUAACCAUAUAUUCUUUCUUUAAUAUUUAUACCUCAUUAUGCUCCCCACCCGCGC
This is a messenger RNA of Suillus paluster, 941 nucleotides long. RefSeq lists its product as uncharacterized. The transcript has 2 exons. The coding region runs from base 113 to 727 and encodes 204 amino acids. The record is from RefSeq and is a predicted model, not a curated record. Lineage: Eukaryota; Fungi; Basidiomycota; Agaricomycetes; Boletales; Suillaceae.